AUGCCUGUUACUCUCCAUCCAUCAGACACAAAACCCAGUACCUGGCGUUGGCCAAUGGCGACAAGCGCCAAAGAUCUACUCGGCGAUUCUUGCCCCAAAGAUUUCAAACGCAGCGGAGAGAUCUUCCACAGUUCUUUUCCCGAAAAUUGCGACCGCUCACACAUCUCUCCAAGCCAGCAUGGGUUUGUCCGCUCGGUGUGGCGCGCCUACUCUGACCACCACCACCUGACUGUGCGACCAGAGGAUGUAUGGUUUUCGAUCCUGGUCCAACUCAACUUCUACAUCAAUGCACAUGCCGAGGAGCUACGGUCGCACUUUGUCGCGCACGAGGGGCAGAAAGAACUCGUGGUCCAGGACGUUGGAACCAUUCACUCCGUCGACGUGGGUAAACUGGCCAUCCAGUUGACGGAAAAGAUUCAGGAGAACGUCCUUGAUCCUGAGCUGCGUGCCUGGCUUAUACCCGCGUUCAGCACCACUACAAGGUCCGAUGAGGUCAUAGCUGCGGUUCUCAUGAUGGGAACACUCCAGAAAUAUUUCUCUUACAAGAUGUGUCUGAUGUGUGGGAUCCCGACCGUGACUUUGCUCGGUGAGCGCGAUGACUGGGAGAAGCUGCUGGCGAAGCUCGACAAGCUCCGUGAACUUGGUAAAGAGCCUACUCAAUUUGCAGACCUUCUCGGGCCUGUGUUGCAGGGGUUUGUGAUGUCAUUCGAUGACCCUUCUUCUCCUACCACAUACAAUUUCUGGAACCGGUGCGUCCAUCACAUCGGUGGAGGAAGUGGUCCCGUUUACCUCUCCGGAUGGAUCACGGCCUUCUGUAUGUGGGACGAGGACGGCAAAAGCCUCUACAACCAUCGUGGACUGCAGAUGUCCGGUGUCACAUUUCCGCUGGUCGAUACUGGUGAUAUUCCCUCUGGGUUUGCGAGCGUUCCAGUUCUAGUCGAUGACAAUGGGCACGAAAUCAAGACUGUGAUGGUAGCUGGCUUAGUCGGAAUUGAGGUGUCGGCAAGCGAGCCGACCGGCGACGCUACUACCAAUGACCACCAGAGUACGACUAGCGCGUCCCUGGGAUCAGCUACUGUGGCAGCGAAAUUGGAUUCGAUUCGACCAUUCUCUGCCUGGUGGAUGUUUGAGGAUCUCGGAGAAGAAAAGGAAAAUGACAAUGGUGAAUGA
This is a messenger RNA of Penicillium alfredii, 1170 nucleotides long. Its product is annotated as DUF4419 domain-containing protein. The transcript has a single exon. The record is from RefSeq and is a predicted model, not a curated record. The coding region runs from base 1 to 1170 and encodes 389 amino acids. Lineage: Eukaryota; Fungi; Ascomycota; Eurotiomycetes; Eurotiales; Aspergillaceae.